GAACCUUCUCUGAUCUCUGCCCCCCUCGCGCGGUCUCGCCGCUCAAACCCUCCGGAAUCCUCAGCGCCACUCCCCUGCCCCCACUCAAACCUGGCGCCAAGCGAGCCUUUCAAACUCCCCGUCGCCUUCCAGGACCUUCUAGAAGCGCCCCCUCCACCGCGCCAUGGGCAGCGGGCGGAAGCGGCCGCGGGGGGCCGGGGAGCUGGGGCGGGUGGCGGAGAUCGUGAUGGUGCUGGCGGCUGCCGGGGAGGCCCGGGGCGGCAGGGCGCCCACAGCGGCGGAGCGCGCGCUCGUGGCGGAGGCGCGGUGGCGGCUCGCGGCGUCGGUGGCGGCCGUCGAGAUGCGGCCCAAGGAGCUGUACCCGAGGGAGGCCGUGCGCGCGCUCGUCGAGGACCUCGGGCUCGGCCGCGCCAGGGAUCCCGCCGCCAUGGGCUACCGCCCCCGCAGGGCCUCGAUCGCCGAGAGGGUCGUUCUUACCAAGCGCAAGAUGGAACAAGUCAACGAAUCUCUAGUACGUCCAACCAUUAAUAUUCCCCAGACAACAACCUCAAGUGCAAAUGCUAUAUUCCAGGAUGGAGUUUCCAAGUCCACCGCUGAAUUAACCAGGAACCUGUCAGCUGCUGGGUCAUUCCCUGCCUCAACCCCAACCCCAAUAACUAUGUCUUCUUCUAUCUUGAAGCAAUCCCGACCAAAUGAAACACCAGCAGGAGUAUCUUCUUCCAAAUCAGCUAACCUUCCUUCAAUUGUUUCUCUGCCACCGGUUGGUUCUGCGAAUAUUGAAGUGGAAAAAGCUGUUAAUUGUCCUAAUUUCAGAAAAAGUGGAGCAACUAUUGGCCAGACAAAUAAAUCAGCUCAUUUUACUGCUACUAGGUCCAGCCAAAGCAGAGUCCAGAGUUCUAGUGCAGGGAAAUCUCAUGAAAAGAAGGCACCUUCGGCUCAACCUGUCAACAGGAACAUUGCUAUAGGAGAUCAUGUUCCACCGGGAGCAGCAGCAUUUGUUCAACAGGAACCCUGCUUCUCCAAUCACAAUGCGAUAGCGAAAAAUGUUCAACUGGUUCUGCACCAACCUGCCAACCAUCCUAGCUGGACGGUACCAUCAACUGAGUAUAUGCAUGCUCGGCUGGACUGUCAAAUAUGUAAAACAUUUAUCACUGAUGUGGAGAGUUUGCUCGUUUGUGAUGCUUGCGAGAGGGGUGUACACUUAAAAUGUCUAAAGCAGGAUGGGAAUGAAGGCCUGUCAAUUGUAGAUUGGUAUUGUCCAACCUGUGUAACGUAUAGUAAGGGCAAACCUCUGCCUCCAAAAUAUGGCAAGGUUACAAGAACAAUUGUUGCAUCAAAGGCUAGAGGUGUAACUUCGCAGAGAGCACCAGGAAACCCACGCACAAAAGAUAGUGAAGAAGUGGCAGGAAAUGGAAGUUUUAUCAAGCAUAACUCCAGUGAACCUGGUAGGUCUGUACGUAACAGUGACAUGUUGGCCUUAGACACUGCUAGUUCAAAAGCACAAUUGGCCUCUGCUUCUGAAUAUCAAAAGGAAAACACUAAACAUACUGACACUCUGUCCAAACAAAAGGAAGGACAUGGCCCACCUUCAAGAAGCUUAGUUACAAAGACCAUGGAAUCCUCCAGUCAAAUUGAAAGUAGUGGAGGAUCAACAUAUAGUGCUGCUGGAAAUCUGUCGGAACAGUCUCAUAAGCAAAGAGAGACCAUUGAGUUACUUCCAUGUGCUGUGAAUUCAGUAAAUGAUUCCACACUACAGACUACUGCAAUUUUUUACGGAGGAAAUUCUGAACAUUCCUUCAUUGACUCAUCUGAAAUGUGUGGAAUAGAAGGAAACUCUGACCAACUUCUGAACAAGGACGAACAAACAACCAGCAGCGGUAGAACACCAGCAGAUCAAACACAUCAAGAAGAUGUAGCCGCUGAUAUUGGAAUAGGGUGUCCUCAGGAUGAUGAAACAACAGAAGUUAAUGCCAUGUCAGAACAUAACAAUGUGUAUCUGGUGACAUCAAACAUGGACUUAUGUGCUAAGCAUGAAGUUAUGGCAGGUCCAAAGAGUGAAGCUUUAGGUUACAGCUCAGAUCUUGGUGAUGUGGAUUGGGUUGGCGAUGCCCUGAAAGUUGUGGGCAACAUAACUUAUUAUAACUCCUGUAUUGUUGAUGGUAUAACAUACAAUCUCCAAGAUCAUAUUUUGAUUGGUUCCAAAGAUGGCAAGUCUGCUCCAUCCAAGCUGCAGUCACUGUGGGAAGAGCAUGGCUCCCAAUCUAAGCUGGCUAUGGUUAAUACAUAUUUCUUUGCUUCGGACAUUCCAGAAUCGGCUACCAAACCAUGUUCUCCUGAAGAGAAUGAGGUAUAUGCUUCAAAUGAUCAAAGAACAGUAAUGAUUUCUUCAAUUUGUGGCCCAUGUGAUGUGUUGCAUGUUGACAAGUUUAGAGAAGAGACUAAUAGAAGAAAUCAGGUGGUCAGUUCAGAUAGUGAGCUACAUCCAAUUUUCUUUGGCAGGUGGAAGUAUGAUGAAUGCACAGGCAGUUUUGUUAGUGUUGAUAGUUCGAUGGUUUUCUGACAUUCUUUUGAAUCACAGUUCACAACUGUACAUUGCCGUUCGUCUCUCAUUCCAGCCAUUUUGCUGGAUGUAUAUGUGAAGGAUGAAGCUGAAGUGAGGUUCAUAUGCAUUGUUACUAUAUUAUAGAAUGAUGUGUACUGGUUCAGAUCUUGCUGCGGGUUUGCCUCCUUGCUUCCUAUCAACUUGAGCUAUUUCCUGUGGAGUUGUUGCAAAAUUUAGACCCUUGAUUUACCUGGUACCCUUAAAAAUCAUUUCACCUUC
This is a messenger RNA of Triticum aestivum (bread wheat), 2821 nucleotides long. RefSeq lists its product as uncharacterized. Bases 164 to 2560 code for a protein of 798 amino acids. The record is from RefSeq and is a predicted model, not a curated record. Gene Ontology annotation, molecular function: chromatin binding. The transcript is spliced from 6 exons. NCBI's taxonomy places the organism in Eukaryota, Viridiplantae, Streptophyta, Magnoliopsida, Poales, Poaceae.